Ogataea philodendri is the source of this 1293-nucleotide messenger RNA. RefSeq lists its product as uncharacterized. Gene Ontology annotation, biological process: membrane protein proteolysis. Lineage: Eukaryota; Fungi; Ascomycota; Pichiomycetes; Pichiales; Pichiaceae. Gene Ontology annotation, cellular component: membrane; lumenal side of endoplasmic reticulum membrane; cytoplasmic side of endoplasmic reticulum membrane. Gene Ontology annotation, molecular function: aspartic endopeptidase activity, intramembrane cleaving. The transcript has a single exon. The record is from RefSeq and is a predicted model, not a curated record. Bases 1 to 1293 code for a protein of 430 amino acids.
AUGAUGUCUUUGGCCGUGUUUCUGGUUGUUGUAGGCAGCUACACCACGAUUGAGCGGCCUGCAAACGCUAAACGGGCCAACAUCAACCACCCGCUGUUUGAUCCCACAGACCGCGACGAGACGUCGAUCCCAGACGCCGCGAUCGACGAGAAAAACGCUACCGCAAUGCCCAUUCUUGCCGGCAUCGUGUUGGUGGGCCUGUACUUUGCCAUUAAUAACUAUGGGAUCGAAAAAAUUAGCACCCUGCUGAACGGCUACCUUGUGCUGAUGAGCAUCAAGUCCAACGCCUUCGCAGUCACAUACACCAUCAAGACAAUCAAUAGAAAGAUCGCACAUUCGCUGGGCCGUCGCCCCAAACACCUAUCCACAAGGUUUGCAUUCACGAUCUCGGAAGAUCAAGAGAUCCACUCGUCUGGGGUGGAGGAAAAUUUCUUGCUCCCAGACUCGACCGAGGCGGAGAAAAUUGUCAAGAGCGAGCUGUUGCUCGAGACCCGCUCGGAUAUCAAGAAGGAAUCUCAGCUGUUCAACUACUACUUCUCGUACGCCGACGUGUACGGCUGGAUCCUGGGCUCGCUCACCACAGCAAUCUAUAUUGCAUGUGACGGCAAAAACAACUGGAUUCUCAGCAACACCCUCGGGGCCUCGUUCACUCUGCUGACCAUCUCGAUCUCCAGACUCCCGAGCUUCAAACCUGCAGCCAUCAUGCUCGUUCUAUUCUUCAUCUACGACAUCUACUUUGUGUUUGGGUCAGAUGUUAUGCUGAGCGUGGCCACCAAAAUUGACAUCCCGGUGAAACUGCUCAUCCCGCGAGGAAUCUCUGUCGAAAAGAACAACAUCGAGAUGUCCAUCCUCGGACUGGGAGACAUCAUCAUCCCUGCACUGUUUGUGUCGCUGUGUCUGCGCUUUGACCUGUACAGCUACCACCAAACGCAUCCGGACACCGAGUUCCACCAUCUGCAGAAAUACCCCAAGCCGUACUUCUGGAGUGCGCUUUCUGGCUACAUCUUUGGGCUCAGCACCACCAUUGCCGUGCUGCACCGCUUCCAGCACGGCCAGCCGGCUCUGUUGUACCUGUGUCCGUCGCUGCUGCUGUUCACGCUAGCCACGGCUGUGUACCGCAAAGAUCUCCGCAAAGUGUGGCAGUACAACGAGGAAGAGGACCUGCCGCAGCUUGAUCCUUCCACAGACAACGUUGUUUCGCCUGAGACGAUGCUUCUGGUGAAGUCUGCGUUCGCUGAGGACGAGGACGACGAUAGCGACUACGAGCCGGAGCCAGUCUCCGACUCCGACUGA